Molecule: messenger RNA, 441 nt
Organism: Haemonchus placei
Lineage: Eukaryota; Metazoa; Nematoda; Chromadorea; Rhabditida; Trichostrongylidae
Source: the annotation of a GenBank genome assembly
AUGGACGAAGUGGACGUCGCGAUGCACAUUGAACCUCUCGUCGAGGCUGUUAAGGACCUGAAAGAGCAACUGAACGCCGUCGCUGUCGGCCUAAAUUCCAGGAUCGAUGCCCUCGCUGACAUGCUUCCUUGCCAAUCUGACACUCUCAACCGAAAAGUGGAGCUCCUAUUGGAAAGAACGCAGCCAAAAUCGAACUGCCUUUUCUGUCCAAUAAUGGAUAGCAAAGACUGCCAUCCCACGGGCAGAUGUUGCCGUUACCCCGAUGCCGUAUCGCGGGCAGUUCAAGCGAGCCACCUUGACCUCUGCAAUCGCUGUCUACAGCCUCGUCAUCGAGAGGACUGUGGGAUACUCUGCACCUACUGUGGCAGAGAACAUAAUGUCCUGCUUUGUCCAUGCAAAUUGUCUCAAUCCACGGCUUCGCUAAAAAGAAGGAAGUUCUAA